CGUACUUCUUUGCCCCCAUUCAAGUUAGAACAAUGGCGUCAGCAGCAGCCGCCUUCCUCCUGAUCAUCGCUGGAGCCGCAUGGCCUUCGUUAAUCGACGCCGCUCCGUCUCCGUCGUCGUCGUCGUUCGUCCCGCCGCCGCCAUGCGCACCACCGCGAUCGGCGGUGGAGUUUCUCCGCGCGCGCUGUGCCAGCACGCUGUACGGCGUGGCCUGCUACGAGUCCCUCCUCCCGUACGCGUGCAUAUUCCGUACCAGCCACGUCAAGCUCGCCCGCGCCGCCGGCGACGUCAACGCCGCCUGGAUCAGCUCGAUCUCCAAGCGCGUCAAGGAGCUCGUCGCCCGCGGCGCUGCUGGUGGCACCGCCGUGGCCGAGUCGGCUGCGCUCCGCGACUGCGCCAGCACAGUGUCAUCGGCCGCCGGCUUGGCCAAGCAGGCGGCGGCCGAGCUGGCCAAGCUCGACGCCGCCGGAGGCGCCGUCGGGAGCAGCAAUGUCCGGUGGGCGAUUUCCAACGCCCAAACGUGGCUCAGCGCGUCCAUGACGAACGAGGCGACAUGCGCCGACGGGGUCGCGGCUACAGGCGCUGCAGCGUCGUCGCCGGUGGCCAGGGAGGUAGUGAUGGCAGUUGUGAGAGCCAGGGAGCUCACGAGCAUCGCUCUCGCACUCGUUUAUGGGAUACCAGUUCCUCCGUGAUCGCCAGAGAAUCCACAAACUGCUUGUAGUUCCGUUAAUGUUUCCUCUCUAGACGCUCGAAGAUAGAUUUCCAAUUAUAUUUGUGGAAUGUUUAUUACAUGCAAGGUUGCAAUAAAAUAGGAACACUUCGUAGCGAUGAGGCAAAGCCAUAUGAUUAAAUGUCACCGGGUCAGUCUAAACAUACUAGGACUAGCUAUUUUACACCCUAGGUGUAGAAGCUACACCGAACUGUUAUACUGAGCAAAAUUCAGUAUCGUUCAGUAUUUCUAUUUUAGUAUUGUUCAGUAUUUUGUGAUCUAGGGUGUUAGACAAGAUGAUACUGAACACUCUACGUACUGCUCUCUACAGUACUGCUCAGUAUUUUUUCUACCUAGGGUGUAGAAUAGCUUGUAUAUAUGCGUCAUCGGUUUACCACAGUCCACAUGUACAAACAUUCCAAGGAUAUUUUAUAUCUAGGGGA
Sorghum bicolor (sorghum) is the source of this 1152-nucleotide messenger RNA. Its product is annotated as pectinesterase inhibitor 10. Gene Ontology annotation, biological process: negative regulation of catalytic activity. The record is from RefSeq and is a predicted model, not a curated record. Gene Ontology annotation, molecular function: enzyme inhibitor activity. The transcript has a single exon. NCBI's taxonomy places the organism in Eukaryota, Viridiplantae, Streptophyta, Magnoliopsida, Poales, Poaceae. The coding region runs from base 33 to 692 and encodes 219 amino acids.